Drosophila elegans is the source of this 949-nucleotide messenger RNA. RefSeq names its product chymotrypsin-1. Bases 58 to 867 code for a protein of 269 amino acids. Gene Ontology annotation, molecular function: serine-type endopeptidase activity. The record is from RefSeq and is a predicted model, not a curated record. NCBI's taxonomy places the organism in Eukaryota, Metazoa, Arthropoda, Insecta, Diptera, Drosophilidae. Gene Ontology annotation, biological process: proteolysis. The transcript is spliced from 2 exons.
UGGGUCAUACAAUUUUCCAUUGCUGGUCAUUAAUUCAUCGUCUCCGGAGUCUUUGUGAUGGCUGUCCAUUUGUCUCUGAUUUGGCUGCUUCUCUUGCUGUUGGGCAUUUCCAUUGACGUCACGCGCGGCAAGCGUUUGGAUCGAGGUCGUAAACCGAGGUCCGACAACCGAAUUGUGGGUGGCCAGCAGGCGGAUGACGGGGUGGCCCCUUAUCAGGUGUCCAUUCAGACCACCUGGAAAACGCACAUCUGCAGCGGCGUCAUCCUCGACGAAGAGUGGAUCCUGACGGCCGGCCAUUGUGCGCUGGACUUUAGCAUCGAGGAUCUGCGGAUUAUAGUGGGCACCAACGAUCGCCUGCAACCGGGUCAGACUCUAUUUCCGGAUGAGGCUCUGGUGCACUGUUUGUACGACGUUCCCUAUGUUUACAACAACGACAUAGCCCUCAUUCAUGUCAACGAGUCGAUUGUCUUCAAUGAUCGCACCCAGAUCGUUGAGCUGAGCAGGGAACAGCCACCGGCGGGAUCAGUGGUCACCCUGACGGGUUGGGGUGCUCCGGAGAGCAGUUUUCCCACGGUGCAGCACUUGCAGACCAUCAACUUGACCGUAAUCGGUCACGAGGAUUGCCGCCAGAGAUGGGACUACCACAAUGGCAUCGACAUCGGUCACAUCUGCACAUUCACGCGGGAUGGCGAGGGUGCCUGCUCCGGCGACUCUGGAGGUCCGCUCAUGUGGGAGGGCAAACUGGUGGGCCUGGUCAACUGGGGACGAGCCUGCGGCGUUGGCAUGCCAGAUAUGUACGCCAACACUGUUUACUACCAGGACUGGAUCCGGAGGACUCCCACUGGAUGCAAGAAUCGUGUUAACUAGUUGAGGUCAAAGGAGUUUAAGGGCGUAUUGCCAUGAUGUGUACUGGCAUGAAUGUGUAAAAUAUAUUUAUUGAUCAAAACAA